CAGACGGUGCCAACCCCGGGGCUGGACUGUCGGUGGCCUCAGCGCUCUGCAGGCGCGCACUCCGCCCCACACCCGGCUCUCUCGGCAUCUCAGACGCAGAGGUGCGCCUGGGAAGUUGGAGCUCCAGCAGGGGAUCCUUGAUGCCCAAGAUGAUCCUGUCUAACGCCACAGCAGUGAUGCCUCUUCUGAACAAGCUGUGGCAGGAGACCAUUCAGCAGGGAGGCAACGUGUCGGGCCUGGCCCGCAGGUCCCCCCGUGGCGAUGACAGCAAGUUGGAGGCCCUCUACGUCCUCAUGGUGCUGGGCUUCUUUGGCUUCUUCACCCUGGGCAUCAUGCUGAGCUACAUCCGCUCCAAGAAGCUGGAGCACUCUCAAGACCCGUUCAACGUGUACAUCGAGUCUGAUAGCUGGCAAGAGAAGGACAAGGCCUACGUCCAGGCUCGGGUCCUGGAGAGCUACAGAGCGUGUUACGUCUUCGAAAACCAGCUGGCUGUAGAACAACCCAACACACACCUUCCCGAGACGAAGCCUUCACCAUGAACCCCACCACUGGCUAACACUGGACACAUCCUGCCUGGCAACCUGAUUUUCUAAUCAUAUUCCUCUCAUACUCUUUACUGUAA
This is a messenger RNA of Sapajus apella (tufted capuchin), 622 nucleotides long. It is a transcript of the gene KCNE1, whose product is annotated as potassium voltage-gated channel subfamily E regulatory subunit 1. Gene Ontology annotation, biological process: potassium ion export across plasma membrane; negative regulation of delayed rectifier potassium channel activity; regulation of heart rate by cardiac conduction. Gene Ontology annotation, cellular component: membrane. The transcript is spliced from 2 exons. Gene Ontology annotation, molecular function: potassium channel regulator activity; voltage-gated potassium channel activity involved in ventricular cardiac muscle cell action potential repolarization; transmembrane transporter binding. The record is from RefSeq and is a predicted model, not a curated record. Lineage: Eukaryota; Metazoa; Chordata; Mammalia; Primates; Cebidae. The coding region runs from base 141 to 539 and encodes 132 amino acids.